This is a messenger RNA of Sclerotinia trifoliorum, 1783 nucleotides long. The record is from the annotation of a GenBank genome assembly. NCBI's taxonomy places the organism in Eukaryota, Fungi, Ascomycota, Leotiomycetes, Helotiales, Sclerotiniaceae.
GUGGCACAUUCAGCAGAUAAGAGCAAGAUACUUCUAAUAGCUAUUAUCUCUAUUGAAAGAGCCUUGAAAGUUACCAAGUAUUCUCAUUUGGCUGGUAAUAGUCUCUAGACGAUAGAUAACUUACAUCUUAGUAUCUGAGUGAAACGAAUCCACCAUGGCCCAUCCAUCAAAAGAGAGUCAAUCCUCAGUUCCCUCUGUAGGUAAAUAGAUUUCCAUAAGAAAAGUAGCAGUCAGUGUGAAUAUAGGUAGUGGGGUUCACUAUUAUUACCAACCUAGCCACAUGUAAGAUCUAAAUCCGGGGAAAAGUUGAUGUAAGCUAGUUAGAGAUUCAGCCCGCUACUAGGCAUUGAUUGACGACUUAAUACUAGUGAUACGUGAGCUAUUAUUACGCUACUAUUGCACUACUCAAACUUACAAUAGGGAGGUAAUGGGCCCAACGACAGAUAAUUAAUGAGGUAAAUGAGGACUCCAAGUCGUAGCCACCAAGAUUGUCUAAAAAUCUCGUUGUAGAUCUAAUCUGAGUCAAUUUUCCGAAAUACUUUGAAACGAGUUCAAAAUAGGAUUUUUUUUUUUGGAUAUUUCGUAGACUGUGUUAAGCGUUAAGACUAUUUAUAUAUCAUGUUCUUUAUUUCUGGUGCUGAGCUUCUCCUUGGCAGUUUACAUUGUGAGAGUUGAGGACUAGCACUACUUGAGUGUCACUAUUCAAACUUCUUGACCAUAUUCACCCAGGAAAACGCGAAUAGAACUUCUUUUUAGGUUCAAUCUCUUUCAUUUUUGGGCUUGAUCUAUCUCACGUCAUAUUAUCACCAUAACUGUGAUAACUACGGCUUCAAGCAGUUUGAUGCUAUGCUGCAAGGAAUGUUGCAUGCUGGUAAUGUGGAUGCGGUAGUAUCUCUAUUACAUUGUCAUUUUGCUGAGCUUCUAAAAGUGGAAACGUCGAAUUUGAGCCAGCAGCGUGAAGACGGGUUCUGGACUGUUGGACUGUUAGAAUUUGAUGUCUUACUCACCGAUAACCAGGUUAUAGGAUGCGCAGCCAUGUGCAAUGUCUCGUACCCAGAGGCAAAGCCAGGGAGUCCUUUAGAUAAAGUUCCAUUCCCAGGUAGAUAAGCAUAAUCACAAUGGAGCAGAGCAAAUUUGUAAAUCUAACUCAAGUAAACAAAAUGGGGAAGUCAUUCGAUUAUAUUCUAUACUCCUAUAUUGAGGCAGCAAAUGGCUUUGCUGUGGAAAAAUAUAGGAUAUGGCUAAGCAUCAAAGGGAAGUCCGAAAGUCGCCAAGUCGCAAAUUCAAUCAAUUGAGCGAGAAUGGUGAUAGUUAGAUAUUCAGACAUGCAACAAAACAAAACAAAACUCUUUAUCGUUUACUUUCUUUUAUCAGGACUGAGGAUGGGAUGAAAGUAAAUAUUGAGGUCAAGAGGCGAAGGACUCGCUUUCUUUUAGCUUCACUACCAACAUAUUCACCGACACCAUUUUCCACUUCGUAUGUGGGAAAAUAAGGGUAGAUACGGAGAGAUAGAGGAAAUGUGAAUACGAUUGCAAGUAUUAACUCUCGCAUAGCCCGGUAGCUGCACAAUGCUGGAUUCGCCCUCUGGAAGAAGAGUCGUAUUUUCAUUCAGACCAUUAAGUACCUAAGAUUAGGAUAUAACAAGGGCUAGAUUCAAUACCUAACUACCUAAGUAUGUAGUCAAUUAAAAUCCAAGUCUGCUAUAACACGGCCAUGAUAAAUAUAAUUUUGGAAUUAUCAAAUCUAUAGACCUCCGGCAAUCUCUCGUCAUUGAAACUUGGCC